Molecule: messenger RNA, 582 nt
Organism: Salvelinus namaycush (lake trout)
Lineage: Eukaryota; Metazoa; Chordata; Actinopteri; Salmoniformes; Salmonidae
Gene: terb2
Product: telomere repeat binding bouquet formation protein 2
Exons: 6
Coding region: 1-582 (193 amino acids)
Biological process (GO): homologous chromosome pairing at meiosis; meiotic attachment of telomere to nuclear envelope
Cellular component (GO): nuclear inner membrane
Source: RefSeq, a predicted model, not a curated record
AUGUUCACAAAUAGAACGGCAUGGUUCUCAAAUAGUGUGAGAAGAGGAAGCCGUUGGUUUUGGGUAUCUGAGGGUGGAGGUAUUACAAGUUGGGAGACUGCAGACUACCUUUUCAGUGAGGAUGCCACCUGUCCUGAUACAGAAAGGAUAUUUGAGAGUGUGGACUAUGCUGAGAACAGGCUAACAGUUUUUCACAGCUUCUAUCUAGCUGCCUGUGAGAAAUGCCACAGUGUCAAGUCGGUGUGCAUCGGUCAUUAUGUGCUGCCUCCAGUCUCUGUCCAGGAGGAUGACAGACUGGCAUUGGGCAAUAGGCAGAAGGAAGAGGACUACAGUGGAGGUUGCUGUGAUCACACAGACAUCAAUAGUUGCCAUGAGGUACCCUUUCUGGAUACUCCGGAUACUCCGCAAAGAGAGGGUGCUCUGUGUUGUGGAGUACAACAUUACCCAGUUAAUAACAUGGUUACAGGGUAUGUCAGUAUUGAUGAACUGAGGACUUACUCAGGAGAACUUCAAGACUUCCUACCAGGCCAUUGUGGUUCUUCAGUCUCUAAAAAAAGGCGCUCCACAGUAGAUAUUGCUUAA